This is a messenger RNA of Hypanus sabinus (Atlantic stingray), 3133 nucleotides long. Its product is annotated as kelch-like protein 5. Gene Ontology annotation, molecular function: protein binding. NCBI's taxonomy places the organism in Eukaryota, Metazoa, Chordata, Chondrichthyes, Myliobatiformes, Dasyatidae. The record is from RefSeq and is a predicted model, not a curated record. The coding region runs from base 606 to 2312 and encodes 568 amino acids. The transcript is spliced from 12 exons.
AUUGGGGCGGGGGGUCAGCUGAAGGGAGAAAAGUAGGUUAAACUGGCGCACGGUGCUGUUUGGUUAACUGGGAGAGUGUCUCACAUCCUCGCCACUUGGACACUCACUGCCAACUCUUUCCUUCUUCGCUUUCUCUUGGUAAACCGGAGUGUUCCCUUAGAGUCAGUGUGAGCACUAUUUCCCAUCCUAACCGUUAAAGCUAACCCUCGCUCAAGAUUAAAUAUAAUGAUUUCAUGGAGCAACCUUCCGUGAAUUCCCCGGUGGUUGGAAACGAAGCGGGGCAAAACAAAGCUUUGCUGAAGAGUAGAGAUAUGAAUCAAUGUUCUUGCACUGGUUCGCUCAUUAUAAGAAAUUAGUUUAUAAACAAAACUUCUGGUAUAAUGCUGAUCUUUGAAAUAGGCCUUUAAACCAGGUUCAGGUAGGUUUUAAGCCUUUUGAAUCCAAAGCUUUGGGAAGGAACGCAGAAAAAAAAGUUCUGCUAAAGAAUGACUAAGGUGACUGAUUGCCAUGCUUCUAGAUGCAUUAUCUCACAGUCAGCCACAGGAAAUUAAAUUUAAUGUUGCAGAACUUCAAGCAGCAGUCAGAACCUGUCCCCGUGCCAGAUAAUGGAUCCUCCUGCCCCUGAAGAGUGUUUUCAGGCACUAAACCAUGCAGAACAAACCUUCAAAAAAAUGGAGAACUACCUCCGACAUAAGCAGCUAUGUGAUGUAGUGCUUCUGGCCAAUGACCGAAGGAUUCCAGCCCACAGGCUAGUUCUGUCUUCAGUUUCAGACUACUUUGCUGCAAUGUUCACAAAUGAUGUAAGGGAAGCUAAACAGGAAGAAAUAAAAAUUGAAGGUGUGGAUUCAAAUGCAUUAUGGGCAUUAGUUCAAUAUGCCUACACAGGGCGUUUGGAAUUAAAAGAAGAUAAUAUUGAAUGCCUGUUGUCGACAGCCUGCCUGUUACAAUUAUCUCAGGUUGUUGAGGCAUGCUGUGGUUUCCUGAUGAAGCAGCUUCACCCUUCCAACUGUCUCGGAAUUCGUUCAUUUGCAGAUGCACAAGGCUGCACUGACCUGCAUAAAGUGGCUCAUAAUUACACCAUGGAGCACUUCAUGGAUGUGAUAAGAAAUCAGGAGUUUCUACUACUGCCAGCAAAUGAAAUAGUUAAGCUGUUGGCUAGUGAUGAUAUGAACAUACCAAAUGAAGAAACUAUAUUGAAUGCAUUGCUUAGCUGGGUGCGGCACGAUGCAGACAACAGACAAAAGGAACUCAGCAAACUGCUGGCAUACAUCAGACUCCCUCUCCUCUGUCCUCAGUUUCUUGCAGACAUGGAGAACAAUGUGUUGUUUAGGGAUGACAUUGAAUGCCAAAAACUAAUUAUGGAAGCAAUGAAAUAUCACCUGUUACCUGAGCGUCGCAACAUGAUGCAGAGUCCUCGCACUAAGCCUAGAAAGUCAACUGUGGGAGUACUGUUUGCAGUUGGAGGAAUGGAUGCAACAAAAGGUGCCACAAGCAUUGAAAGAUAUGACCUUCGUUCCAAUACUUGGACACAUGUUGCCAAUAUGAAUGGGAGACGAUUACAAUUUGGUGUGGCAGUUCUGGAUGACAAACUUUAUGUCGUGGGAGGUAGAGAUGGAUUGAAGACUUUAAAUACAGUAGAGUGCUACAAUCCAAAAACUAAAAGCUGGAGUAUCAUGCCCCCCAUGUCUACACAUAGGCAUGGCCUCGGAGUGGAAGUUCUGGAGGGACCCAUGUAUGCAGUAGGUGGACAUGACGGUUGGAGCUAUCUAAAUACAGUUGAGCGAUGGGACCCACAGGCUCGGCAGUGGAACUUUGUUGCCAGUAUGUCAGUGCCACGAAGUACAGUUGGUGUAGCAGUACUUAAUGGAAAACUUUAUGCUGUUGGAGGUCGAGAUGGAAGUUCUUGCCUUAAGUCCGUAGAAUGUUUUGAUCCCCACACCAAUAAAUGGACCCCCUGUGCCCAGAUGUCUAAAAGACGAGGCGGUGUUGGAGUUGCAACAUGGAAUGGUUUCUUGUAUGCCAUUGGGGGACAUGAUGCACCAGCAUCUAACUUGACUUCAAGAUUGUCUGACUGCGUAGAGAGAUACGAUCCAAAAACUGAUACUUGGACAGCAGUGGCUCCAAUGAGCAUUAGCAGAGAUGCAGUUGGUGUGUGCUUACUUGGUGAUAGGCUCUAUGCAGUUGGGGGAUAUGAUGGGCAGUCAUAUCUAAACACUGUGGAAGCCUAUGAUCCUCAAACUAAUGAGUGGAUGCAGGUUGCACCAUUGUGCCUUGGAAGAGCUGGAGCAUGCGUGGUCACUGUUAAACUCUGAUUUCCUUUGAAAUAUAAACCAUCCAAUAAAUCCAUUAAAAAUAAUGUGACAUCUCUUGAACAUGACUUCAAAAUGAAAGAAAGCUGAAAGAUCCCACAAAUUCCUAAUUGUACUUCCCCACCCAAAAAUGAGUGUCCAGAGAAAACCAUACCUUGUGUAGGAAAUAACAGGUUUCAAUUGAUGUGCAUUUAAAGAACACCCAACUGAUGAUCACAUCAACAAUAAUAGAGGCUCAAACUUUAUGUUGAAAUGCUCCAAGUCUUUUUUUAGGAUUAAUUCUGAUUUUUUUAAUCUUCUUGAUUCACUGCUAAAAGAAUUUGAUUAAGCAGAAAUCAAUUAGUAGAGAAGAAAUGUACCUGUUUAAGAGAUCAACGUCUAUUGUAAUUCUGUAAUAGUUAUGUGGUAGCUUUUGUUCUCCUUUCAUCAUUCCUCAAAAUACUGAGAUACUGUCUGUACUUGGAAUUCCUAUUCUCCAAUCAGUUUCUGAUGGUGCAGUGUAAAAAUACUGUAAUUGUUAAUUUAUUUUCUUUAAGCAGUGGAGAUUUUACUUCCAUCAGAUGGAAAAGGCCAUGUGGUGUAACCAUGAAGAAAAUAUUAAAACUAUAAACUGAAUACAAAUUCACUGAGUACACACUGUAAAGCUAAUUUUCCCCUUUUGCAAGCAGUGCACAUCAGACACUAAAAUUACAACAGUGAUAUAAGAUGUUGUAUCUGGCCUGCCUCAUUUUUCAUCCAUUAAUUUUACUGGACCAAAGAUGAGGUAGUGGCACCAGAUAGCCUAAUGAACAUUACAGCACAGUUAUCGAUCAUUAAUGCAAAAC